This is a messenger RNA of Humulus lupulus (European hop), 2892 nucleotides long. RefSeq lists its product as uncharacterized. NCBI's taxonomy places the organism in Eukaryota, Viridiplantae, Streptophyta, Magnoliopsida, Rosales, Cannabaceae. Bases 1 to 2892 code for a protein of 963 amino acids. The record is from RefSeq and is a predicted model, not a curated record. The transcript has 4 exons.
AUGUCGAUCGACAAGACUUGGAUUAAUAAUUCAAAUAAAUUUUCUGAUGAGUAUGUUGCUGGAGCGUUUGCAUUUGUUGAGAGAGCUCAGCAAUUUGUGGAUACAAGGGGACUAGUGAAGUGUCCUUGUAACAAGUGUAUUAAUAUCGAAUUGCAAACGAUUGGUGUGCUAGAAAGUCAUCUUUUUGAGAAUGGUUUUCUACGAAGUUAUACAAAUUGGUACUGGCAUGGAGAGGAGGAAAUAAUACCGACCAAUAGAGUAGUCCACCAAUGUCACGAGGACGAGAUGAUGGAUGUUCUUAAUGAUAUAGCACAACCUAACAAUUGUGAAGAUGAUGAGAAUGAGGUUGAUGAUGAGAUACCACCAGCAUCAGAAUGCAGAGGUACUAGCCAAUACUAUAAUGACUUAUUUGCCGAGAUGGAGUCUCCGUUAUUCCCAGGGUGUGAAAAAUACACAUCUUUGAAUUUCGUAGCUAAGUUGAUGCAUUUCAAAGUGUUGGGGAAAAUUCCUAACAAAAUUUUUGAUGGAAUCUUGGAGUUGUUAGAAGAUGCAUUCCCAUCUCCAAAUAAGAUACCAAAGUCACAUUAUGCGGCGAAGAGGUUGAUGAGGAAAUUGGGUUUGGGUUACGAGUCAAUCCAUGUUUGUAAGCAUGAUUGUGCAUUGUUUUGGAAGGAAAAUGCUGGAAAACACAAGUGUCCAAUUUGUGGGGAGGAUCGUUGGGUGGAUAAAAAUACCAAGGGGAAGAAAGUGCCCCAAAAAGUUAUGCGUUAUUUUCCAUUGACCCCUCAGUUGAUGCGAAAAUAUGCGUCAAGGCACAUUUCUCAACAUAUGAGAUGGCAUCAUGAAGGGCGUGUUAAAGAAGAUGGUAUCAUGCGUCAUCCUGCAGAUGGGAAAGCAUGGAAGGAUUUUGACCGUAGCAAUCUAGCGUUUGCAAUGGAACCUAGGAAUGUGCGCCUUGGAUUGGCUGCUGAUGGAUUCAAUCCUUUUGGAAAUAUGAGUUUGUCUUAUAGCAUGUGGCCGGUUGUGUUAAUGACUUACAACUUGCCACCGUGGUUAUGCAUGAAAGAGACUAACUUUAUGUUGACUUUAUUAAUUCCUGGUCCACAUUCACCUGGAAAAGAUUUUGAUGUUUUCUUAAGGCCAUUGGUUGAUGAGUUGAAGGAAUUAUGGGUGAGCGGUGUUCAGACUCGGGAUAUUGUUGAUGGUAGUUUUUUUAAGCUUCGAGCAGCUUUAUUGUGGACUAUAAAUGAUUUUCCAGCGAGGAGUAGUUUUUCUGGAUGGAGUGGUCAAGGUUACACUGCUUGUCCUACUUGCAAUGUAUCAACACCAUCAGUUCGUUUGCAAAAUAAGGUUGCAUUUUACGGUCACAGAAAUUUUUUACCAAUGGGACACCAAAUUAGAAAAAAGAAGAAGUUAUAUGGUUCAGUUGAGAAAAGACCACCUCCAGAGGAAUUUAGCACUGAAGCUAUUUUCACACAAAUGAAUUUUAUGCCUGAAUCUCUUCCUGUCAAAUUUCCAGAUGGGUUUGCAUCUAAUUUAAGGAAGAAUGUGAUUGAAAAUGACAAUAAGAUUACUGGGUUGAAAUCCCACGAUUGUCAUGUCAUAUUGCAACGUCUUUUGCCAAUUGGUGUUCAUUCAUUCCUAGAAAAACCUAUUGCCAAGACCAUUAUUGACUUGUGCACUUUCUUCAAGAUUAUUUGUGCUAGAACUCUGAUUGUUUCUGAUUUGGAGAAAGUGAAAACAUCAAUUGUUGAAAUUCUUUGCGGACUAGAAAUCAUUUUUCCGCCAGCGUUUUUUGAUGUUAUGGUUCACCUAAUGAUACAUUUGCCUCAAGAAGCAAUAGAUGGAGGUCCAGUACACAUGAGGUGGAUGUAUCCCUUUGAGAGAUACAUGAAAAAAUUGAAACAUUAUGUGCGUAAUAAAGCUCGUCCUGAGGGGUCCAUAGCUGAGGGUUAUGUCGUCGAUGAAGCAUUGACAUUCUGUUCUAUGUACUUCAAAGGGGUGGAAACAAGGUUUAAUCGUCCAGAUAGAAAUGUUGAUGCAAUUCCAUCACUAAAGAAGUUGUCUGUGUUUCAAUCUCAAGGUUGUCCGAUCGGUAAGAAGACACUAACAACUUUGGACGAUGAACUUAAAAAAACUGCUGAGUGGUACAUUCUCAACAAUUGCAUUGAGAUUCUCCCAUAUAUUCAAGAGCACAAGCAGAUCCUUUUAUCUAGUGGUGCUGAAAACCUAGAUCAAUUACAGAAAAAGGAGUUCCCCAUGUGGUUUUACAAUAAGCUUUACAAUCUUCGACAAGCAGGAUCUGCAGAAGCUUCUGAAGAGUUAUUCUCCUUAGCAAACGGCUCCUCUAAUCUUGUUUCUUCAUACACUGGGUAUCCUACCAAGAGUAGGAUGAAGCAUGAAAAUAAUAUAACCAGUAUAUUUACUAAGUUCGAGUGGUACAAAAAUGACAAGUUUAUCUUGGCAACUCAGGCAAAACAAAUUUUCUAUCUUGAUGAUUUGAAAAAUGACCGGGAUUGGAAAAUUGUUGAAGAAGUUCAUCAUAGAAAUGUGUGGGACACCCCAGCAGCUUAUGAACAGUUGGAUCCCAUUGAAAUAGAUGUUAUGCAUGACACAAUAACAUCUGAUUUCCAAUUGUUUGUCGAUCUUGGUCCGUUGCCAGAAAUCAAUUUUUGCCGUAGAGAUCAAUCGCCAUAUGUUGUCAAUGUAGAUACUCCUGUUGAUCAAGAGGAAGGUGAAGAGGAAGAGGAAGAGGAAAUGGUCGAUGAAGAGGAAGAGGAGAUGGUCGAUGAAGAGGAAGAGAAAGAGGAAGAGGAAGAGAUGGACUUAGAAGAAGAUAAUGUAGAGGAAAAUGAGAAUGAUAGUGAUAAUGAAUAUUAUAGUGAUGAUUAA